This is a messenger RNA of Chlorella variabilis, 1494 nucleotides long. RefSeq lists its product as hypothetical. NCBI's taxonomy places the organism in Eukaryota, Viridiplantae, Chlorophyta, Trebouxiophyceae, Chlorellales, Chlorellaceae. The record is from RefSeq and is a predicted model, not a curated record. The transcript has 17 exons. The coding region runs from base 1 to 1494 and encodes 497 amino acids.
AUGCUGCUGCCGGCUGCUGUGCCCGCGAUCGGCGCCUGGCCAGUGCUGCAGCGGCUGACCUGGCAGCCCCAGGAGGCCGCAGGACCGCCCGAGGCAAUGGGUUGGGAGCACGCGCUAGCCAAGCCUUGGACGGAUCCCACCGGCAUGGUGGGCACCCUGCUGAAAUCGGCGGCCUUCUCGGCGGCGGCCCGAGGCGGCGGCAGCGCCGUGGUCGGGGGCCCUGCCGACUCGCUCUUCUGCACCAAUGUGUCUGGCCUCAAGGGCAACUCCCCCAUCCUUAUCGGCCUCAUGGAAUACUUCUCGCGCCACAUGCCGCACGUCGGCUUCUUCCAGCCCAUCGGCGCCGACCCGCUGGUCCACAGCGCCAAGUAUGCCAAGCUGCCCAAACAUGUGGCCCUGCUGAAGGAAGCCUUCAGCCUCCCCGACGACCCCUCCCGCAUGUAUGGAGUGACGGGUGACGAGGCCCAGGCUCUGCUGGCCAGUGGCCGUACCGAGGAGCUGAUGGACAAGGUGUUUAGCCGGUACCAGGAGUACCGCCAGGCCAAGGACAUGGUGAUUGUAGAGGGUACCACGGUGGACGGCAUCGGGAACCUGGUGGAGCUGAACGGCCGCUUUGCUGCUGAGCUGGACUCUCCAGUGCUCAUGAUCAUGGACCUGAACCGCGACGAAGAGGUGACGGCCAGCGAGCUGUACAACCGAGCCAUGAUCUCCAAGCAGGACCUGCAGGCGGAGCACGCGGACGUGCUGGGCGUCGUACUGAACAAGGUACCCAAGCGGGACCAUGCCAUCAUCAACGCGCAGCUGUCCAAGAAGCUGGCGGCUGCGGGGCUGCCCUACGCGGGCGGCAUCCCGGCAGACGCCACCAUCGGCACCGCCAGGCUGAACGAGAUAGCUCAGGAGCUGGAGGCGCGGCUGCUGUACGGCUCCGCCGAGGACAUGGACUGCAAUGUGAGCGAGGUGCUCAUCUGUGCCGAGGACGUGGCUCUCUUCCUGGAGAAGCUGGUGCAACGGAACGCGCAGCGUGCACGCCACGGCGAGCCCCCGAUCCGCCCGCUGGUGCUCACCAGCAAGGACCGAGCGGACGUGCUGCUGAGCCUGGCGGCAGCCCACGUGACGGGCAUGGGCCCACACGUGGCUGGCAUCGUGCUGACCGAUGCCGAGCGAGGCGUGGGCUCAGCCACCGACCGCAUCCUCAUGCAUUACUCAGACCAGCUGGUCCCCGUGAUUGAAACCCCCACCGGCCUGUUUGAGACCGCACGCGUGGUGUCCUCGGUCAACCCCGGCAUCCUGCCCGAGUCGUAUUCCAAGAUCAAGCACGCCCAGGACCUGGCUGCCCAGUACAUCGACGCCAAUGCCAUCGCCUCGCAGCUGGCCAUGCCCAAGCAGGCCAAGAUGACCCCCAAGGCCUUCAUCCACAGCAUCCAGGAGAUCUGCCGCUCCCAGCCGCAGCACAUCGUGCUGCCUGAGGUGGGGCGGCCGACGAGGCCCCUCUAG